Messenger RNA from Humulus lupulus (European hop), 2415 nucleotides. RefSeq lists its product as uncharacterized. Gene Ontology annotation, molecular function: nucleic acid binding. The record is from RefSeq and is a predicted model, not a curated record. The coding region runs from base 1 to 2415 and encodes 804 amino acids. Gene Ontology annotation, biological process: DNA integration. NCBI's taxonomy places the organism in Eukaryota, Viridiplantae, Streptophyta, Magnoliopsida, Rosales, Cannabaceae. The transcript is spliced from 6 exons.
AUGCCUAGCUAUGUAAAGUUUAUGAAGGAGAUUCUCUCUAAUAAGAGAAAGAUGGGUGACUGUGAAACAGUGGCGUUAACGGAAGAAUGUAGUGCGAUUUUGCAAAGGAAACUUCCUCAAAAGUUACGAGAUCCUGAGAGUUUUACUAUUCCAUGCACGAUUGGGGAGUUUGAAUAUGGUGAGGAAAAUGAAGAAGAGGUGAGUUAUUUGAAGUGGAUAAAAUCAUCUGAGCCAUGGAACCAUAAGAAAUUUGAAGAAUUGGGUGAGGGACCGGAAAGACCACUACCAUCGAUUCUGAAGCCACUUGUUUUAGGAUUGAAAGUUUUACCAGACCAUCUCUGUUAUGCUUAUCUUGGGGAAAAAGAGACUCUUCCGGUUAUAGUUUCAUCACUUUUUUCAGAAGUAGAGGAGGAGAAGUUGUUGGGGGUGUUGAGGGCUCAUAAAACUACUAUAGGGUGGACUCUGGCUGAUAUAAGAGGAACUAGCCCAUUGAAAGUUAUGCAUAGAAUUCUCAUGGAAGACGAUGCGAGACCGACUAUUGAUGCUCAACGAAGACUUAAUUCGACAAUGAAAGAAGUGGUGAGGAAGGAGAUUUUGAAAUGGUUAGAUGCUGGAGUGAUUUACCCUAUUUCUGAUAGUGCUUGGGUGUUGGAUAGGUUGGUGAGGCAUAACUACUAUUGUUUUCUAGAUGGGUACUCAGGAUAUCAUCAAAUUGUAAUUGCACCGGAGGAUCAAGAGAAGACAACGUUUACAUGUCCGUAUGGGACUUUUGCUUUUAGAAGGAUGCCAUUCAGGUUAUGUAAUGCACCAGCCACGUUUCAAUGGUGUAUGAUGGAAAUAUUUUCUGAUAUGGUUGAGAAGGGGAUUGAGAUUUUUAUGGAUGAUUUUUCGGUUUAUGGGCCCUCUUUUGACACGUGUUUGAUAAAUUUGGAGCUGGUUCUGAGGAGGUGUGAAGAGUCACAUUUGGUGCUUAAUUGGGAAAAGUGCCACUUUAUGGUAAAUGAAGGAAUUGUAUUGGGGCACAAGAUUUCUAAGAAAGGCAUUGAAGUGGAUAGGGAAAAAAUUUCGACGAUAGAGAAUUUGCCACCGCCGGUUUUAGUAAAAAGAGUACGGAGUUUCUUAGGUCAUGCAGGAUUUUAUAGGAGGUUCAUCAAAGAUUUCUCCAAGGUUUCGAAGCCAUUGUCCACUUUGUUAAUGAAUGGGGUUACGUUCGAUUUUGAUGAGAAGUGUCAACAAGCUUUUAGGAUACUUAAGGAGAAAUUGAUCUCGGCACCUAUAGUUGUUGCACCUCAAUGGGAUUUACCAUUUGAACUGAUGUGUGACGCUAGUGAUUUUGCGGUUGGGGCAGUGUUGGGACAAAGAGUUGACAAGAAUCUUAUGACCAAGAAAGAUUCCAAGCCUCGUCUUAUUCGGUGGAUUUUGUUGUUACAAGAAUUUGAUGUGAAAAUUAAGGAUAAGAAAGGUACUGAGAAUUUGGUGGCUGAUCACUUGUCUAGAUUGGAGAUUGAUGGAGAUUCUCUUGAUAAAGAAGUUCAGAUUAAUGAUGCUUUUCCUGAUGAGCAGUUGUUCGAAGUAAGUGUUUGCAAGGAUGUUCCCUGGUUUGCAGACUAUGUUAAUUAUUUGGCUGCUAAGGUUAUACCUCCUGAGAUGACAAGGCAACAACUAAAGAAAUUUUAUUCGGAGGUGAAGCGUUAUUAUUGGGAGGAGCCUAUUCUGUAUAAACAUUGCCCUGAUCAAGUUAUUAGGAGAUGUGUGCCCAAAGAGGAGAUGUUGUCAAUCUUGACUCACUGUCAUAGUUUGCAUUGCGGCGGUCAUUUUGGAGGAACAAGAACAACAGCAAAAGUUUUGAAAAGUGGCACCCCCAAAGCAAUUAUUAGUGAACGGGGAAGUCAUUUUUGCAAUAAGUGGUUCACUGCUCUUUGUGCUCGCUAUGGUGUUCAUCAUUCAAAGGCGUUAUUCUAUCACCCAAUUGCAAAUGGCCAAGCUGAAGUGUCAAAUAGGGAAAUAAAAGGUAUCUUAGAAAAGACAGUAAAUACAUCAAGGAAGGAUUGGUCGAAGAAGCUCGAUGAUUCACUUUGGGCUUAUCGCACUGCAUUCAAAACUCCGAUUGCUUAUGAGAAUGCAAGGAGUUAUAAAGAGAAGUCGAAGGCCUUUCAUGAUAAGCGCAUAUUGAGGAAGGAUUUUCAACCAGGAGAUAAAGUCAUGCUAUUUAAUUCCAAACUUAAACUUUUUCCUGGUAAAUUGAAGUCAAGAUGGUCAGGACCGUACACGGUAGUUGUGUCACUUCCUUAUGGAGCAGUGCAAGUUCAUAGUGAGAAGACGGGACAUUUUAAGGUGAAUGGUCAGAGGUUGAAGCAUUAUUUGGAGGGUCCAGUGGAAAAAUGCAAGUCCGUGGUGAUGUUGGAACCAAUUUGA